AUGGAAAAAUCAGACCAUAAUUCAUUGUCUGAUCUUCUCUGUGAAGAAGAUGAAUCGUGUUUGAAUGAACGCUGUUUCCAGGAUUUGGGCACUCUUUCUGUGUUUGAUGAUGAGUAUAUACAAUUGUUAAUUCAAAAGGAGAGUAAUUUUCAAUCGGAUGGAAAUGGUUCUUCAAUCGAGAGUGAAAAAGAAUGGUUUAAAUGCGCCCGUUUGGAUGCCAUUACUUGGAUUCUUGAGACGAGGGCAUAUUUUGGGUUUCAAUUUCGUACAGCUUAUCUUUCGAUUAUUUAUUUUGACCAGUUCUUUUCAAGAACAUCCAUUGAUGAUAGCAAAUUGUGGGCUAUAAGAUUAUUGUCAGUUGCAUGUUUAUCAUUAGCUGCAAAAAUGGAGGAACCUACAGUACCGGCAUUAUCCGAAUAUCAUGUAGAUGAAUAUAAUUUUAAAGGGAAUGUGAUUAUGAAAAUGGAAUUGUUGGUUUUAAGUACUUUGGAAUGGAAAAUGAGUUCAAUAACUCCUUUUGCUUAUCUCAAUUAUUUCUCCACAAAAUUCUGUGGUGAAUCAAGGUGCGAAGAACUGUCGAAACAAGCUGUUGAAUUGAUCUUGGCUGUAAUAAAAGAGAUUAAUGUGGGGGAAUUUCGGUCAUUCAUUAUUGCCGCGGCCGCAGUUUUAGCCUCGUAUGAGUAUCAGUUAACAGAAGAAAAUGUAGAGACUAAGAUGAAUGUUAUUCCAUCAUGGGGGUCCCUUGAUAAAGAGGAUAUAUUUUCGUGUUAUAAUCUACUGCGAAAGAUCAGGUUUGUGAAGUUCAAUACCCCAAAAUCAGUGAUUUCCCUGAAUUUAUUAUCGAGUCAAUCAAGCUCUGAUCAUGCUCUUGAGAAUUCUUCAAUCACCUCGAUUGUUGGCACAAAGAGAAGACUUGCAUAUCCUGAUGGUGAUCGAUGUUGUCCUCCUCACAAGAGUCCUCGCCCAUAG
Fraxinus pennsylvanica is the source of this 969-nucleotide messenger RNA. The record is from the annotation of a GenBank genome assembly. NCBI's taxonomy places the organism in Eukaryota, Viridiplantae, Streptophyta, Magnoliopsida, Lamiales, Oleaceae.